CCCGAUUAUAGUUCACCAUGACCAUCAAUGAGCCGAUUCAUUUCUCCUUCUCUCUAAAACCUUCACUCCACUUCCUCCAUCCCUCCAGCCUCCAAUAUGAUUUUGUUAGUACACAUGAUCGAUCUCAAGAAGAGAUGAUUCUUCUUGAUUAAACUUAUUAACAAGAUACGAGAAUUUGAUAGUCCAAUUCCAGAAGCAUGGGAUUGAAUCAUGACUUCUCGUCACCUGCAUGGCCUAGAGGAAAACCUUUCCUUAUGCAAUCUCUGGUGUCCACUUCCAUCUCGAAUCACCAUACCCAUCCUCGUAAAUCAAGAGGAGAACACAUUCACGCCAAUGUUCACUUUAAACACUCUGUUAUGGGCUUCUCUCCUGUAAUCCCGAGGUUGCACCAGGAUUGGUAUCUCAAGGCCUUGAUCCUCUAAGGAGUUCAUCCAGGUAAGCUUGUGAUUUGACUCUUCAAGUUUAGAGUUGUCUAAUAGAUGGUUAAAUUAUUAUUUCCAUAAGCAGGGGCGGACCUAGGUUGUCAAUUGACAAACCUUGUGAGAAAUUGUUUUUGUAAAUUUUUAUUUUAAUGAUGGUAGUAUUCUAUCUCAAGACUAUUUGACAACCCUUGAUGAUUUUAUUUUAUUAUUGAAUACCUUUAAUGUAAUUUCUGGAUCCGCCACUAUCCAUAAGAAGCAUAGUGAGCAUAAUUCAUAAUCUGUCUCCUUAUCUAGAGCUUAACAUAAUCAUUUAUUCACGACUCUUUCCUUUCCCCAUUCCAAAAAUCCUUCUUAUCAAACAUGGUCUCCUUCCUAUGCUUGCCCAAUCAUAGUCCCCCGUAAUUGAAUCAUCCAUUUCUUUGAGUCCACAAGAAGCGCAUCCAUCAUAAGCCGUCGAGAUCUUCAACCCAUGUAUGCUUUUGUAAGAAUGAUAUUGUUGCCCCAUAUCCAGAUAAAUACCCUUACAUUGGGUGGUAGUCUAAGGUGCCACAAUAUUUUAUUGUCCACAAGAAUACACCUCUUCUCCAAUAUCUCAGUCCUUCCUUCAUUCUCUUACCAAGGAAAUAGUACCCUAAUAUAACAUGGCAGAUUCUAUAUUUUUUUCUUUCCUUAUAUUCAAGCAUUUGAUUAAGGACAAACAUGUGGAUGGAUUUGAUAAAUUCAGUCUCAUAUCCCUCGGUUGAAAAUGCGUUUGUAUUCGGUUACUUUUCAAAAUCCGAGUAAGUUGAUCUAUCAAAGAAUACACCUUGAUUAAUCAUUAUGAACUUGUCACUGUUGAUUCAAAUUUGUAAUCAGGGGCCUCUUGGAUCCAUUUGUCCUAACGGAUUGUCACACAUUCCCCAUCCCCAAUUCUCCAUCUUACACAAUCCUUCGCCAAAGACUUUUGCUGCAAGCUUUGCCAAAUAUAGUUUGGGUUACCCCUUCCACCACCUCCAAAAUCUCAUAGUUAGGAUAAUACUCGGUCAAAUGAGCAAGUUCCACAUAUGUCUACCAAGAAGGACAAAAUUGAAGCCAUGUAGGUCUCGAAACAAACAAGAUUAAUAGAUUAUAGCCCAAUUAAACAAACAAGUACCUAUGCAUGCGGGCCUCAAAUAAACAGAUGGGCAAUUUCAGCCCAUUACACAGAGAAGUACCCCCAGCCCAGGCCGAGAUCCACCUCCAGAAACCUACUAGGGUUUUAGAAGGAGGCGCGUUUAUAUUUUUAUCUCAAACGCCGCUCCUGCCCUUUCUUUCUCCGUCUGCGAGUGCCAGAGUUGCCGUCUCUCUCGCUUCUCUUUACUGGUACGUCCUCGCUCCCUCUCUCGUGCAUUUCGGUCGCUUCUUCCCUUGCUCAAGCUUUCAUUGUUGUUUAGGCGACGGGUGACUCUUGAUACGCAGCCUGUUUAAUUGUUUGGGAAAUAGUAGAUCUGUCUUCGAGCUCUGGUUUUGACUUUUGUCUGGAUGAUUUUGUUCGCAGGUAGGGUUUUUCCUUUUCUCUGCUUGAAACCAUGAGUAAGCUUCAGAGUGAGGCUCUGAGAGAGGCCAUCAGCACCAUUAGGACUAAAGCUGAAGAGAAGCCACGCAAGUUUACUGAGACUGUUGAGCUGCAGAUUGGGCUGAAGAACUAUGAUCCCCAAAAGGAUAAGCGUUUCAGUGGGUCGGUCAAGUUACCUCACAUUCCUCGUCCUAAGAUGAAGGUCUGCAUGCUUGGAGAUGCCCAGCAUGUCGAAGAGGCCAACAAAUUGAGUCUGGAGUCCAUGGAUGUUGAGAGCUUGAAGAAGCUGAACAAAAACAAGAAGUUGGUUAAGAAGCUCGCCAAGUCCUACCAUGCAUUUUUGGCUUCUGAAUCUGUCAUCAAGCAGAUCCCCCGUCUUCUGGGGCCUGGUCUCAACAAGGCCGGAAAGUUCCCUACUCUUGUCAGUCACCAAGAGUCCUUGGAGGCUAAGGUCAAUGAGAUCAAGGCAACUGUUAAGUUCCAGUUGAAGAAGGUUCUGUGCAUGGGUGUCGCAGUUGGAAACCUCGGCAUGGACGAGAAGCAGAUCUUCCAAAAUGUUCAGAUGAGUGUCAAUUUCUUGGUCUCCCUGCUCAAGAAGAACUGGCAGAAUGUUAAGGUUCUGAACUUGAAGACUACCAUGGGAAAGCCAGUGAGGAUCUUCUGAAGAGGUGGUUUGCUUGUGUUCUUGUUUUGGUCACUUUUGUAAGGUUGAAGUUGUAGUUUUGUGACCCUUUAUGUUCUCCCAUCUUACGAGGGAUCAAGAUUACUAGUAUUGUUAAUUCAGAAAAUUUUUGUUGGGAGACAUUUUGUGCUGUUAUGGACCAUAGAUUUUGUUGCUUGGUGGUGCUUGAUCUUUUGUGGGUUUGGUAACGUUUUUAUUGGAGCCUAGUGCACUACUUAAUUUCGAUUGUUCAGAUUGAGAUUACGGGUGUGUACCCUUUUGUGCAACCCUCACAGAAUUGAUUUGCUCAAUGUAGGUUGUCGAGGGUUAUUUCUUAUUUGGCCCAUUCCUCUAUUUUUUGUUACGAAGCAAUAAAAUAUUGACGAACUAAUUAGAAACGGGUUCAUUGCAUGGUUGUUCACUGAAAUUAAAAAAAAAUGUUUAUAUUUGGUCACUUGAAAUAGUUAACUCUAUUGGUGGUACUUCAUUGUACUUGAACCAUUCGUGUUUGGUCACGAGACGUUCCUCCAAGUGAUGAUGUGGCAGAUGAAAUCAUCUAAUUAGCUCUAUUUAACCAAAAAAUAGGGUGACCCAUUCCCUCCAAGUGAUGAUGUGGCAGAUGAAAUCAUCUAAUUAGCUCUAUUUAACCAAAAAAUAGGGUGACCCAUUCCUUCAAGUAAUGACGUGGCAGAUGGAAUCAUUUAAUUAGCUCUAUUAACCCAAAAAUAGGGUGGCCCGACCUGCCAUGUCAUAUCGACCAACCCAAUCCUCUAACCAGACCAGAUCCGAUCCUUAAACUAAACUACCCACACAAAAUAAAUCCCUAAUUUCUAAAACAGAUCUCCACCUUCCGCAUUCUUAAUCGUGCGCCGCCUUCCUUCCUCCCGACUUUCUUCCUCGCUGUCGCUGAACCAUCCCCUCCUCACAACACUCCUUCUCCUCCUCACAACCGUCGCCGUCGUUGCAAAGUCCCCAGCUCCGACGCCGUUGGUCCAGUGCAUCUGCAAGUCAACCGCAGACUAUGCCUUGUGCGUGGAGGCGUUGUACGCCGACGACCGGAAGCGGCUGGAGCGGUGUAGAUCAUACUAAGAGGUCACCAUCUCUCGCCUCGAGAUCACCUACAAUGACUUAAACUCCGAGAUCUACUUCGGGCUCACCAACCUGUCGGCGGAGGCCGCGCGGAAUGCCACCGACUGCCAGGCUGUCUUCUCCAAGUCGAUGUGGCGGCCCUUGGGGAACCGGCACCGGGUCUUGCUGGUUUUAUGCCAGGCUAUUGCUUACAUUGGGAAGUCGUUCACUGGCUGGGGAGAUUAAUAAAUCAAAACAUAACAGGGCAGACGGUGUUGUUUGGGUGAUUGGGGGGCUGGAGAUAUGUAUGUAAUUAUGAUGGGACUUUGCAACGAAGGUGGCGGCUAUGAGGAGAAGGAGUGUUGUGAGGAGGGGAUGGUUCAGCAACAGCGGCGCACGAUUGAGAAUGGGGAAGGUGGAGAUCUGUUUUAGGAAUUAGGGAUUUAAUUUGUGUGGUAGUUUAGUUUAAGGGUCGGGUCUGGUUGGAGAGUUGGGUUGGUCCAGCUGAUAUGGUAGGUCAGGGGCGGAGCUAGGAAUUAAAGUUUGGGGGGGCCGAAGUUAGUUAGUACAUAACCGCAAAAAUAUAUAAAAAAAAUUUAUAACGACAUAGCAUUAGUUAAAAUAAUCAAAAUAGAAUUAAUUUAAAGUAUUCUAGUAGCUAUGUUCAAAAUAAAUGAUUAUACUAUGAAAAAAUUAUCAUGCACUUUACCAUGUAAUUUUUUCAAUAUUAUUAUACCUUGCAUAUGAAUUUAUGAUUAUAUUAGUGUUUAUAUGAAUUAUUAUUUAAUUACAUAUCCAAAACACAUCCAUGAAAUAUUAAUGUAAAAGUUGAAUAACUUGACUAACGUUAUUUGAAAUCAUCGGAGUUAUAAGACCAAGCAGGAAACUUGAAGAAUUAAACUGAAAAUAAAAUAAAUAAAAAGUU
Linum trigynum is the source of this 4610-nucleotide messenger RNA. NCBI's taxonomy places the organism in Eukaryota, Viridiplantae, Streptophyta, Magnoliopsida, Malpighiales, Linaceae. The record is from the annotation of a GenBank genome assembly.